UCGACGCUACAAAGUACAAACAGAGCAAAAGCAGCGGUCUUGUCUAAUAAGGCAAAAAACAGUUUUCGGCGUCUUCCUCACUUUUACUUUUCUCUCCAUCAUCUCUUCUCUCUCUCUCUCCCCUUCACGGAUUCGUAACUUCUUCUCGGUGCUUCUCCGUCGUCAUCUUCCCAUUAUUGAAUUUGAUUCUUACUUUUUCUCCCUGUAAGCUCGACACGUGGAUUAUUCUCUGCUUUUUCCCCUUUUCUCUGUGAAGACUUGAGAGAGAGAGAGAGAGAGAUGGGAGUAAGUUUCUUAAAUUAGCUCAGCUCUCUAGAUCCUAGUCUCGAUUUCCUCGCCCGUUGAACAAAUUAGUAACUGAAUCAACUUUAGAUACUACCGAUUCCGUAUCCUGCGGCUCUCGAUUUCGUGAAGAUUUGUGUAUUUGAUAACUUUCCCGAUUUAGUUUGAUUCUGUCUUGCUGGUGAAGUCUCACAACCUGCUUCGUUAUUAGCGGAGCAGAUCUGGAGUUCUUAGUUUUUAGGUUCUUACGAUAAGAGCAACCAAUUCAUUGACUUUUUUUUAUAUUAGGCUUAGUUGAUUCAGAUUCAGAACUUAGAUCAAGUUAGAAGCGGAAUCAGAAUCUGCUUGCUACUAUAUAUAUAUAUAUAUAUAUAGAGAGAGAGAGAUGCAGAAUAGGGUUGUACAGUUGGAAGAAGGGAAAGAUAAUGGAAUCAAUGUUGUUAGAACAGGGCAAUACAAGGCAUUCCCAACGAAACUGCUACUUCUACUAGGUUUUUUCCUUGCUUUUGCUAUUACUGUCUUCAUCAUUAGUGUAUCUACAAUCAAGUAUACUGGAUUCCAAAGUGUAGUAACCACAGUGACUUCUAGCUUUGUGCCAUGCCGUGACGAUGACUCGAAUGGUUUGAGUAAAUGGAUACAACCUCCUGCUGUUUUGAUGCAUAAUAUGAGUGAUGAAGAGCUUCUUUGGCGUGCUUCCUUUUGGCCUCGGAGAAAAGAGUAUCCUUUUAAAAGGGUUCCGAAGAUUGCGUUUAUGUUCUUGACUAAAGGUCCCUUGCCGCUUGCUUUGCUUUGGGAGAGGUUUCUUAAAGGUCACAAUGGGCUUUACUCGGUUUACCUUCAUCCUCACCCUUCUUUUACUGCCAAGUUUCCAGCUAAUUCUGUUUUCCACCGAAGGCAGAUACCUAGCCAGGUUGCGGAAUGGGGGAGAAUGUCCAUGUGUGAUGCAGAGAAGCGGCUUCUCGCCAACGCGCUGCUCGAUAUCUCCAACGAAUGGUUUGUUCUUGUUUCAGAGUCAUGCAUUCCACUCUACAACUUCACAACCAUCUACAGCUACUUAAGCCGAUCAAAACACAGCUUCAUGGGUGCUUUUGAUGACCCUGGGCCAUAUGGGCGCGGACGCUACAACGGGAACAUGGAACCUGAAGUUCCAGUUACCAAAUGGCGAAAAGGGUCUCAAUGGUUUGAGAUUAACAGGGACCUCGCAGCUACCAUUGUCAAAGACACAUUGUAUUACCCGAAAUUCAAAGAGUUUUGCAGACCCGCUUGCUACGUGGACGAGCAUUACUUCCCGACAAUGCUGACAAUCGAGAAACCAGCGGUCUUGGCUAACCGGAGCAUAACGUGGGUGGACUGGUCGAGGGGAGGUCCCCACCCAGCUACGUUUGGGAGAUCGGACAUUACAGAAAAGUUCUUUGGAAGAAUCUUUGAUGGAAGAAACUGCACUUACAAUGGUCGCAACACUUCCAUUUGCUAUCUCUUUGCUAGGAAGUUUGCUCCAAGUGCUCUGGAGCCUUUGCUUCACAUUGCUCCGAAGAUUCUUGGAUUUUGACUAGUUUAGUAAUGAUGUCUCCCGAACCUCUUGACAUCAAAUAGAGGUCACGAAAUGAGUGGAUACGCCGAUGUUAUAUUCAUAUAUUGUUUUGUUUGUUGUGAUAUUAGUUUGGAAGAAAUGAGAGAUAUUAGUAAAGAGAACUAGGUUGCACAACAGGAUCCCAAUCAUAUGUAAACUUUAUAUAUUUAGAGGAUUACUAUGCAUAGAUCAAUUUUUCUUUCUGAUAGUCUUGGGACAUUUUUUACGAUGGAUUAAAUAAAACAGGUUUACACAA
Messenger RNA from Camelina sativa (false flax), 2108 nucleotides. Its product is annotated as glycosyltransferase BC10. Gene Ontology annotation, cellular component: membrane. Gene Ontology annotation, molecular function: glycosyltransferase activity. The record is from RefSeq and is a predicted model, not a curated record. NCBI's taxonomy places the organism in Eukaryota, Viridiplantae, Streptophyta, Magnoliopsida, Brassicales, Brassicaceae.